Molecule: messenger RNA, 297 nt
Organism: Nezara viridula (southern green stink bug)
Lineage: Eukaryota; Metazoa; Arthropoda; Insecta; Hemiptera; Pentatomidae
Source: the annotation of a GenBank genome assembly
AUGCACGAAUCGUUCGCGAACGACGUCGUUCGUGAAUUAUUACCUCGAGGGAUAGAUGCUUUAGCAGCCUUCGAUACCAUCUCGCAGCUUCGAGCGGCCGUUGACCCCUGGCCCCUCGGGGGAACAAUCGAUACCUUCAGCGACGAAAUAAAAGGCACAGACCCGCCAAAGCAUACUUGGUCGGAUUCCUCAACAGCCAGAGAGGACCCCGACUCCAUUAUCCUGGACCACUAUUGUGCCCCCUCUAGCCCAGAUCUCUCCUUAAGACGAGGGCCUAUUUCCAUAGAAGACAGUUGA